ACUCUUCCUCUCAUCAACACAAGCAUCAAUCAGCCUUGAGCUCAGUUCAUUCACAACCACAAAGUCUGUGCUCUACACUCGACUACUAGCUACUACUCUUCAGUCAUCACCUAGUUCAGAAUCAACAGAUCAGUCAGCGCUGCUGUCUCCACCAGCAUAGAGAGGGAUCAUGGCUGGUGCGGCUAAGGCGUCUUGGAUGGUGGCGAUGAGCGUCGGUGCAGUGGAGGCGCUUAAGGACCAUGCUGGGCUCUGCCGCUGGAACUACGCCCUCAGGUCCAUCCACCGGGCCGCCAAGGCCAGGGCCAACGUCCGCGGCGGCGUCACGCAGGGCGGCAAGCGGCUUCCGGCCUCUGCGGCGGCGGUGGCCGAGAAGGAGCGAGCGCAGAAGGCCGAGGAAGGGCUGAGGACGGUGAUGUACCUCAGCUGCUGGGGUCCCAAUUAGAAGCUGCCUACUUGGUAGUACUAGCUAGGCGUCUCUGUGUUUGGUACUAUGGCCUGAAACCACGAUGCAGAAACUUGGUACUAGCUGGCUUCCCUUGUAAAAACUAGGAUGAUGAUGAUGACAAAUUUCUGUUACUUCAGUUCA
Molecule: messenger RNA, 586 nt
Organism: Triticum urartu
Lineage: Eukaryota; Viridiplantae; Streptophyta; Magnoliopsida; Poales; Poaceae
Source: RefSeq, a predicted model, not a curated record